Molecule: messenger RNA, 459 nt
Organism: Lodderomyces margitis
Lineage: Eukaryota; Fungi; Ascomycota; Pichiomycetes; Serinales; Debaryomycetaceae
Exons: 1
Coding region: 1-459 (152 amino acids)
Biological process (GO): sterol biosynthetic process
Cellular component (GO): endoplasmic reticulum membrane; intracellular membrane-bounded organelle
Molecular function (GO): heme binding
Source: RefSeq, a predicted model, not a curated record
AUGUCACGCUCAUCUAGGCGAGAUUAUUCACUACAGGAAAUCAAGAAACAUGAUCAGCCAAAUGAUAUAUGGAUGGUGCUAUACAAUAAAGUGUACGAUGUCACUGAUUUUUGUAAAUACCAUCUAGGUGGAAUAGAAGUGUUGUAUGAUUGUGGUGGUGCUGAUGCAACACAAGCAUUUGAAGAUGUGGGACAUUCUGAUUUUGCUAUGGAAAUGUUGCAACCGUAUUUGAUUGGCCAAGUAGUGCCUGAUGAGCAACGCAAGUAUCAUAAACCACCGGUAGGUGAGUCUGUUGAUGACUCUGAUGUCAUUGAGUCUAUUAAAUUUGAUGAGUUGGAGAGUGAGAAACUAAAUGAGUUUAUUAUAAGAAGAGUUAAAGAAUCGACUAAUUUGUUGGUGUUGAGUUUUGUCGCAUUAUCGUCAUUCAUCUUGCUUGUAUUGAUACAUGUCAACAAGUAA